AUGAAAACCAGACAUGACUAUCAUCAAGGCCAUUUAUACCGUAUUAAAGUUGUCGAAUCAGCAACAUGUCCACUGUGUCGACAAGUGUCAUGACUGCUCUGCAUCUACUGACUUGUCCCGGACUACAGGACAUUAGAAACAAAACCAGGACAGCAGGUGAAAUUUACUGGGCUGCCAGUCGUUA
Molecule: messenger RNA, 184 nt
Organism: Nezara viridula (southern green stink bug)
Lineage: Eukaryota; Metazoa; Arthropoda; Insecta; Hemiptera; Pentatomidae
Source: the annotation of a GenBank genome assembly